AUGCACAAUGUUGAAGAAAUCUGUCGCCUUUGCUUGCGUAGCUUUCCCCGUGUGGCGAGAGGAAAAAUUCCAAUCGCGGACGAGGUGUUUCAACCGAAGCUUAAGGCCGUGUUUACCUUUGCAAUUUUACCCGAUGAAAAUCUUCCCGCUGAAGCUUGCCGUGGAUGCCGUGUGACGGUAGAACAAUUCUUCGACUACAGUGAAAAGGUACGAUCGCAUCAGACGAGCCUAGAAGCUGCAUUACCAAUCGUGUACAAUGACGAAGUGAUUCCGCCGGUCGACGAGAUGGUUAAAGGAGAGCCGAACAAAAAGCUUCAACUCUCGUUCGAGGCUAGCUCGGUUCAAUCGGAAGAUCAUUUUCACGUGGAACUGUUGAAGGUAGAACCGCUGGGCGAUGGCACACAGCACGAAGAGCACGUAGAUGAAACUCAGCUUUCUGAUAGUUGGAUUAAAAUGGAAUCAAGUGACAAUGAAGAGGAUGACUAUAACAUCGAAGAACAGGUCGAGGACACCCUUGCGGCAUCCCCGAGCAAUCAGACGAAUACUAACUGUUUGCUGCUGCUUAAGGAACAACGGAAAGAUCGAAUGCCGAACGUUACCAGGAAAAAGAAACGACCCCGAGCGGAGGACGAAAAGCUGUUGCGGGAACAUUUUCAUCUGGGCUGUGAAAUGUGCUCAUACAUGUCUGAAACGGUUCCGGAUCUUUUUCAGCAUUACCGUCAAGCGCACAAAACCGCCGGCUACGUACAGUGCUGCAACCGAAAGUUUAUACGCCGGGCCCGUCUGCUCGAACACCUUGGCGCGCAUCUCGGUUCGAUCGUGUGCGACAUUUGUAGCAAAGUUUUUCGCAACCAGUCCUCGCUCGAUCUACACAAACUAGAUCAUGGUGCACCGGAUGCGAGACAGUUCAAGUGUGACCUGUGCAGUUUUUCCUUCCACAAGCUGUACCAUCUAAAGCAGCACCAGAAGCGCCACGAGCGGGUACGCUGCACCAUCUGUGGCAAGUUGCUAGCGGGUGAGCUUGGCCUGAAGGGCCAUAUGCAAAAGAUGCACGGCAGUGGGAAUAAACAGAUUUGUCCUACGUGUGGGAAAGAGUUUCGGUGCAAUUCUGCGAUGGAGCGCCACCUCAAGGCACAUCUGGGUACGCUGACGAUCGAGCGUGUGCAGUGUGACCAGUGCGAAAAGUGGUUCGACAGCAAGCAAAACCUGCGCAGUCACUGCAAGCGGGUGCACGAUCAAAUGGGACCGAUACAGUGUGACGAGUGUCAGCAUAUAAGUCCCAACCAUAGGGCGCUGGUCAGUCACAAGGUGCGGGCUCAUGGUCAGAAACAGGCGUACGAGUGUGAGUACUGUGGCAAGAAGCUUAACACGAAGCUUACGCUGAAGGAACAUUUGGCAAUACAUACGAACAUUCCGCUGUACUCGUGCGAGUUCUGUGGGAUCACGUUCAAUUCGAACGCGAACAAGUAUGUUCAUCGGAAGAGCAAACACCCGCAGGAGUGGGAGGCGCAGAAACAGCAGAAACUGCUGAAACGAAUGACCCCGGCCGUUGAUUCCGUUUAA
Molecule: messenger RNA, 1563 nt
Organism: Anopheles maculipalpis
Lineage: Eukaryota; Metazoa; Arthropoda; Insecta; Diptera; Culicidae
Product: transcription factor grauzone-like
Exons: 2
Coding region: 1-1563 (520 amino acids)
Cellular component (GO): nucleus
Molecular function (GO): DNA-binding transcription factor activity; zinc ion binding
Source: RefSeq, a predicted model, not a curated record